Messenger RNA from Folsomia candida, 1182 nucleotides. Its product is annotated as chitinase. Lineage: Eukaryota; Metazoa; Arthropoda; Collembola; Entomobryomorpha; Isotomidae. The record is from RefSeq and is a predicted model, not a curated record. The transcript is spliced from 3 exons. Bases 78 to 1028 code for a protein of 316 amino acids.
GUGAACUUUUUUAGUGUAAUGAUUUUCAAUCCAUGAAAAAUUUCUCUUUGACAAAUACCACUACUUUUGGGUAAAAAAUGAUUAAAUCAAGUUUCAUCCUAACCCUGGGUCUUUUAGCUUGUUUGACUGGCACUGGUGGCUUCAAAUUUGCUCCAUUUUAUGACACAUUUCUCCAAAAUCGGACCUCCCUCUUGGCCUUCUUUGAAGCCACGGGACAAAAGGAUUUCCACAUCGCGUUCGCUUUAGGGGGACGCGAACCAUGUGUUCCAACUUGGGGUGGCGAAUUCGCUAUCGACGAUCCAGAAAUUCUGAACCCCAUUAAAGCUGUAAUGGACAUGGGAGGAGAAAUUAUUGUCGCUACGGGAGGUGCCCUUGGUCCCUAUCUUGAGCAUUCUUGCACCACCUCUGAAACACUUGCCCAGGCUUAUCUCACCGUCCUCAACACCGUUGGAACUACCCAUCUCGACAUUGAUAUCGAAACAUCCGUAAAUGUCGACAUGAUGAACAAAGCUUUAGCCAUUGUGCAAAGGAGCCGUCCAGAAAUCACGGUCAGUUUCACUUUAAUGGUGACAGGGGAGGAUUACGGGGUCACUCCCCAACUCGGGGUCGAAGUUCUCAUCAACGCCAAGGCAAACGGUGUCCGUGUCGACAUCGUCAACGCUAUGGCGAUGGAAUAUCCCAAAAUUAGUGAAAAUUUUGGUGACUCUGUCAUCAAUGUUGGAAUUGCAGUUCUACUUCAAAUGAGGGAAAUUUGGCCGGAGAAAUCCUUCACCGAAUUGAAAAGCAUGCUCGGUCUGACCCCAAUGGUUGGCAGAAACUUUAAUGGAAAUAUUUUUGAGGUGGAGCACGCCAAGAAAAUUGCAGAUUGGGCGAAUUUGAACCAAAUUGGUCUAAUCGCUUUCUGGUCGAUGGAGAGAGAUAACGGGCGCUGUCCUGGAAUGUCUUUUCCUUCUCCGUAUUGCAGUGGAACGUCCCAGCUAGAGCUGGAAUUUACGAAAGAAAUCAUGAAAUUUGCUUCCAAAAAAUAAUGGUUACGAUUUAUAAUUGGCAUUCAGUAUUAAAUAUUUUUUGGAAAUUUUGUAAUCCUGAGUUUCUGAUUUUGAAGCAUAAUUUUAACAACAUUUUGACUCGUGGAAAUACUGCAAUUAUAAUUAUUGCUUGAAAUAAAUAUUGAUAAGUUUA